Messenger RNA from Protopolystoma xenopodis, 771 nucleotides. NCBI's taxonomy places the organism in Eukaryota, Metazoa, Platyhelminthes, Monogenea, Polystomatidea, Polystomatidae. The record is from the annotation of a GenBank genome assembly.
AUGGAACAAGACGACAGUUACAAUUGUACCGCCGCGCCGCCUUGGUUUAGCACAAUUUUUCGGCUUAGUCACAAACGACCAGCUCGGUUGCUAGGUCCAGACGAAAAGGGUAACGCUCGCGUUGUUGCCUCGGACGCGAAAGUCAGUCAGGGUGGAACUGAAACCGGCCCAGGACGUCGUCAUAUGCGUAUACAUUUUAUGCUAAAAAUUAUGGUCCUUGAAGCGAUCAACCCGACACUGGCAACAACCAACGUCACCUCUUCGCCACCCGGCCACCCCACCCCCACCGCCACCCUCUCCCCUUCGUUACACAUCGAAGCAAGUGGACGGAGCGAGUUGGUAGUCUCCGACCGACGCGUCAAUCUCAGCCGCAACCCUCGACCCGACACACCAACAACGAACGGGUCCAAAGUGGCCCGACGGGCUCGUCGUCAGAGUCGGCGUCGGCCUUGUUCCAUUCCUACAGCCGGCGAACAUUGCCUGACACGCGAUAAAUUGCUUCCGGCGAUACAUUCCCACCUGACGCGAGUGUGUCAUUGUGUAGACGAGGGUCACGACAACCCUAUUUUGCUGCCUGCAGUCCCAAUGGUACAGGCGCUUGGAGGUUGGCGCGUCGCUGGAAUCAUGUCGGGUGAAGACGAGACAAUUUCUCUUUCAAGAGAUGCUUCAUCUGGAAUGUCAGCACUCAUUCAGCUCUCUUCCAAUUUUUGUGCCAAUUUUGGUUUAUUUCCAACUCGCACAUGCGCAGCAUCGCUUCAUGAUUGUAGUUAG